CAACUUUACAAAGUAUACGUCGACGACUUAAUAAACGCGCAACCCAAAAACAACAAUUCAACUUCUUAUUUUACUCCUUUUUUUUAAUAAAAUCCCCUCUUCAUUUUUUCUUCGUCAAAACCAGAGAAAAUACUUGCCGGAAUUUUCUCUCUCCUCUUUCUGUCUCUCCCAUUCAAUUCACGCGUCUUCUUUCUCCUUCAAAUUCUUCAGAAAAAUAGUUGGGAUUUUGGGUUUUAGAGGAGAGAGAAAAUGGGAAGUGCAUGUUCAGUAGGAGUCAUGGGAGGACGCAGGAUUAGUUCUGAAGAGUUGGAGCAGAAAAUUGAAGAGCAGAACAAAAAAAUUAACAACAACAACAACAAUAAUAAUAGUAUUAAUAAUAAGUUGAAAAGAAUUAGAAGUUUUGGUAAUUUGAAGAAGAAGAAAAACAAGGAUUCUGCUGAUGAUCCCAUUUCUGCUUCUCCUCUCAGAUUUUAUUCUGGUGAGUUGGGAAUUUCCGGCGAUCUCAAGAUUCCACCAAGAGAAUCGUCAUUUAUCGGAAGAGCCAGUUUUGCUGGGCUAGAGAAGGCUGUUGAUGUCUUGGAUGCACUUGGAAGUGGAAUGACAAACUUGAGCAAUAGUGGAUUUUUGACAGGCAAGGCAACCAAGGGGAACAAAAUAUCGAUAUUGGCGUUUGAAGUAGCAAACACAAUCACACGAGGAGUGAACCUAAUGCAAUCUCUCUCCAAGGAGAAUGUCAGGUUCAUAAAAGAGGAGGUUGUUCCGUCAGAAGGGGUUCAGCAUUUGGUUUCUUUAGACACUAAGGUGUUGCUAAGUUUAGCUGCUUCAGACAAAAGGGAGGAACUUGACGUCUUCUGCAAGGAAGUAAUCAGAUUCGGCGACCUUUGUAAAGACCCACAAUGGCAUAACUUGAAUCGGUAUUUUGCAAAACUGGAUUCUGAAAAUGCAGUAGGUGGACCACAAAGAGAACAGGACAAAAUGCAAGAGUUGAUGGCUUUAGUUCAGCAUACUUCUGAAUUGUACCACGAGCUGAAUGCUUUUGACAGAUUCGAGCAGGACUAUAGGCAGAAGGUUGAAGAGUUGAAGUCGUUAAAGUUGCCUCGUAAAGGGGAGCAUCUCAUGAUGUUAGACAGCGAGCUAAGACAACAAAAGAAGAUUGUAGUGAGCUUGAAGAAGAAAUCUCUUUGGUCCAGAAAGUUGGAGGAGGUCAUCGAAAAGCUUGUUGAUAUUGUUGCGUUCAUACAUCAAGAGAUCACAGAAGUAUUUGGAGAAGGUUGUGUAGGAACUGGUGAACAGGCUGGCUUAAGUACUCGGAGACUAGGUCCUGCUGGUCUUGCUUUACAUUACGCAAAUAUUGUCAACCAAAUUGACAACAUUGCGUCCAGACCCAGUUCUCUUCCCCCUAAUAUAAGGGAUACUCUGUAUCGCGGAUUACCAGUUAGUGUCAAGACUGCUAUGCGCUCCAGUUUGCGAAAAAUCCGUACUGAUGAAGAGCUUGAAGUCCCUCAAAUUAAAGCUGAAAUGGAGAAGACUCUUCAAUGGCUUGCUCCUAUGGCGUCAAACACUCUAAAAGCACAUCAAGGUUUCGGUUGGGUUGGAGAGUGGGCCAAUGCCAGCAUUGAAUACAACAAAAAGACGGCUGGAAAUGGCAAUUUGAUCCGUCUUCAAACUCUCUAUCAUGCUAAUAAAGAGAAUAUGGAUGGUCACAUCCUCACUCUUAUAACACUGCUUCAUCAGCUGAUUAGUGGGAUGAAACGAAGAGAUUACGGACUCAAGACAAUACCUCCUCUUCAAUCUCCUAGCAAAAAGAUCCUUGUGCUCAACUCACCCAUGAAGAGAUUUCCAUCCCUAUAUGAUGGUAAUAAACCCCUAAGAGUUGAGCUCACUAGGGAGGACAGGAAAUUGCUAGAAAUAAUGAGCCAGACAAAACGCGCUCCAGGAAUUAGCAAAAGUCAGGAACUUGGCAAGGCAUCUCAAAAAGUAACUAAAACUUGGACAUGGAGUAAGAGUCUUGAGACUUCUCCAGAUACUGAACCACGAUCUCAUCGCAUUGCAAACUAUUACGAUGAUGGCUACUUGGACGUGAUGAGUGGUGGCAUUGAAGCACCAUUUUGAGGAGCUGCAUGCACAGUCUUUGCUUAAAAAUCAUCCCCCUUUAUUCGUUAUAAUUGUACUACUGUAUAUAAUGGCAUAUAUUGCGAGUUUUUGUAUUGUACAUACAUAGAUCUUAGAUGCAUUAUAUUCAAUUGACAUCAUAUCAUAGUAAUCAUACUCUUGAUCGGGUAUAUAAUGGGAGAUUAAUGGUCAACUAGCUAUCUCAAAUGUAUUAAGUGGUUCCCUCGAAAAUGUAUUGGAUGGUAGUAAUGUUGAGUUUUUCAGGUUUA
Molecule: messenger RNA, 2381 nt
Organism: Beta vulgaris subsp. vulgaris (sugar beet)
Lineage: Eukaryota; Viridiplantae; Streptophyta; Magnoliopsida; Caryophyllales; Amaranthaceae
Biological process (GO): positive regulation of growth
Source: RefSeq, a predicted model, not a curated record